Molecule: messenger RNA, 2577 nt
Organism: Neurospora crassa OR74A
Lineage: Eukaryota; Fungi; Ascomycota; Sordariomycetes; Sordariales; Sordariaceae
Product: MFS transporter
Exons: 4
Coding region: 522-2297 (591 amino acids)
Biological process (GO): transmembrane transport
Molecular function (GO): transmembrane transporter activity
Source: RefSeq, a predicted model, not a curated record
AACCAUCACCAGAUCCGGCACUCUCAAGAGAUUUUGGUGGCUGACAUCGGCGAUACUUUUCCCGCCAAGACACACUGACACUCGGUGAUAUUGGCCAGUAAGCUCCGAAGCAGGCGUGUGAAAAGCCCUGGAAAAGGUAACCUUGGGUUUCAACAGCUAGCUGGACGACCAGUCAGAGGCAGUUCUCAUCUCCUCGAAAUUUCCACUGCCUCUUGACUGCGCCCAACUCGUUGGUCACCAUCCACUUGUCAAAGCCAGAUCAACACUUGCUUACGUGCAAGUAGACGAGGCACUGUCGACAUUCAUUCUCGCAUUUGCUUAUCUCAUUGUGAUUUUUGGGCGGGUUUCAUUGCUUCAGUUCAGCUACCUUGUCGGCACGAGCCGCGACCCAAACAACCAGUCGGUCUUGAUCGCGAUGCCACUUACACCUUGAAAGCUUCUUGUGCUCUUUAUCCAACUUGUUACACACACUGAAUCCUACCCGUAGAGGUACCCAGACGUGUCAGAGACCGAGGCACAAGAUGGGAUUGGGAAUUCUCGAGGACCGAGUCCUUGAACAUGUCCCUGGGACAACACAGUAUUUCGAUGACCCAGAGAGACCACAAUAUGCCACCGACGGCGCCCAUGAACAUCUCAAGUGCGACCGAAGCGGCCCAGUGCCCAUCGUCCUGGUCCCUCAACCAACAGAUGAUCCAAAUGAUCCUUUGAACUGGCCGCUCUGGCGCCGCGACCUCAUCACCCUCGUCCUCUCCAUCACUUCGGUCUUCGCCACCGCCUUAGGCCCUAUCCUCGCUGCCGACACUGUUCUCCUUGUCAGCACCCUCAAAGACGUCACCUUUGUCAAGGCUUCCCUCCUCACUGGUUACUUCCUCCUUGGUUGCGGCGCGAGCGCCUUCCUCUUUGUCCCGUCCAGUCGUAUAUGGGGCAAAAGACAUCUGUUUGUCUUAGGCACAAUUCUAUUGAUUGUCACCAGCAUUUGGACAGCUGCUUCGGGAAAUAAGAGCUACACGAACUUUCUAUGGUCGAGGAUCUUCCAGGGCGUUGCGGCCGCCCCCUUCGAAUCCCUCGUCAACGCGGCCGUCGGCGACCUGUACUUUGUCCACGAGCGUGGCAAGCGCAUGGCCUUCACCAACCUGGCUGUCUUUGGCGGUGCCUUCUUCACUCCCAUUCUUGUCGGCAAGAUCAGCAACGACAUGGGCUGGCAAUGGACCUUUUGGUUUGUCGCCAUCUUCUCCGGCGUAUGUCUCCCGGCCGUCUACUUGUUCUGUCCCGAGACCGCCUACCGUCGUGACCCGACACCGCGCUUCUCGGCAACGAAGAAAGACGAUGAUGAUGCCCCCCAAAAAGAUCGUGGGCUUGACCAGGAGCAGGACCAGGAACUCAAACAACACCCAGCUGCUCCCUCCCACCAAACCUCCACCGACAGCACCACCGCCCCCAAGGACGAAGAACACAUCCAUACCGCAACCGAAGCCCCGGCCUCCACAACUGGCGCUCCCACCACCACCACCACCACCCCACCAAAAGCCACAUUCCUCCAAUCCCUCGCCCUCUUCAACGGCCGCAAAUCCUCCGACUCCUUCUGGAAACUCACCCUCCGGCCCCUCCCCCUCCUCCUGCACCCGGCCUUCCUCUGGGCCUGUCUAAUCCAAGGCCUUCUCAUCGGCUGGACCGUCUUCAUCGGCGUGCUCAUGGCCUUCUUCUUCAUCUCCGUUCCCUUGUGGUGGGACGAAGUACAAACGGGGUACGCCUACACCGGUGCCUUUGUCGGGGCAUUGAUCGGCUUCGCUGUCGCUGGUGGACUAUCGGAUUGGUCGGCGCGGCUGAUGACCAAGUGGAACGGGGGUGUCUAUGAGCCGGAAUUCAGGCUGGUUUUGGUGAUUCCGCAGAUGGUGCUGGGGUGUGCGGGGCUGUAUGGGUUUGGGAUUACGUUGGAUGGGAUGUUGUACGGCAAGUAUCAUUAUGCGGUGCCCUUGACUUUCUUUGGACUGGAGGUUGCGGGGAUGGUGAUUGGUGCGGUGGCGGGGAGUCUUUAUAUUGUCGAUGCGUAUCGUGACAUCGUGAUUGAAGGCUUUACGGCGAUGAUCAUCUUCAAGAACUUCUUCAGCUUCGCGUUGACGUUCAAGGCGUGGCCUUGGCUCAUCCAGAGCAGUGUUAAAGCUGCGAAGAUCUUCAAUGCCUUGGGAAGUGUGCAGCUGGUUGUUUGCUUGCUCACCAUUCCGCUGUAUAUCUACGGAAAGCGUUUGCGCAGCUUCUCUUAUCGCCAUGACAUCCUGGAACUUUGCCAUUUGCGAUAGCCGGCUGGUGGCACCAUUAUAGUAUACGAUUUAAUCUUUAAUAUGAUACCCUCGUUUUUUGUGUUGUACACAGUGAUGGAAGAGAAGAUGUGGAGAAGUGUACACGAAGGAUUCUCUGGGUAUGAGACACUCGCAGGAAUGAAAUACACAAUCACUUCGUCCCUUACGGCCAUCAACAUCAUUCAAAAAUCUUCAUUUGAUUUCAUCUCAAGCGGGUAGCUGCUGUGCACUCGCUGAACUCCCCCCUUUUGCUUGCUAUUUUCUCAUAACAUAUCAUGUC